Molecule: messenger RNA, 1107 nt
Organism: Zasmidium cellare ATCC 36951
Lineage: Eukaryota; Fungi; Ascomycota; Dothideomycetes; Mycosphaerellales; Mycosphaerellaceae
Exons: 2
Coding region: 1-1107 (368 amino acids)
Molecular function (GO): oxidoreductase activity, acting on NAD(P)H
Source: RefSeq, a predicted model, not a curated record
AUGCCCACACAAGCCAUCAUUUCUCCCUCGCUCGAGGUCGUUCAUUUCAUCGAUACACCUAUCCCAACUCCAGCAGAGCAAGAACUCGUCAUCAAGGUAAUUGUGAGCGGGAGCAAUCCCAAAGACUGGAAGUACCCGCUCUGGAAGAACAAAGCCUUCAACAGCGGCGACAACAUCGCCGGUGUCGUGCACUCGAUUGGGUCCAAGGUGUAUGAAUUCAAACCUGGCGAUCGUGUGGCAGCCUACCACGAGCCCCAGAAAGAUAACGGAAGCUUUGCAGAGUAUGCUGUUGCGUACGAUUGGGUCUCGUUCCACAUCCCAAACGAUGUGUCGUUUGAAGAGGCUGCGACGAUGCCCGUUGCAGCUAUUACAGCCGGACUUGGAAUCUGGGCAGAUCUCGACAUAUCCCCACCCUGGCAUAUCAAUGCAUCUGCGAAUGCCCAGAAGCCGCUGGUGAUCUACGGCAUCACCUCCGCGGUUGGGGCUUUCGCUGCCAAGAUGGCAAGGCUGUCAGGGGUAAAGCGUAUCAUCGGCAUCGCCGGGCGGAAUGCCGAAUUCGCAGGCACACUGGCCGACUUUGUUGUGGAUUAUCGGCUGGGCGAAGACGCUUUGGUCGAUCGCAUUGAAGAAAUCCUGACCACGGAAGGAUUUGGCUCUAAAGCACCUCUUGUAUUCGACGCAAUAAGCGAAGGAGGAACGGUAGAGACGGCACUUCGUUUCGUCAAUCAUAGCGGAGGAGUAGUGAGUACGGUACUACCACCGACACUGUUCGCCCAGGAUCCCAAGUCCUUCGAGUAUCCCACUAGUGUGACAGCCAUCAACACAGCAUCGCCUUUCGUGCUUUGGCAUAGGAAAGACUUCGGGUAUGUCUUGUGCCGCAACUUUGGAAGAUUGUUGGCAGACGGACGGUUGAAUGCGCAUCCUUUCGAGAUCAUUCCCGGGGGCUUACACGGAGUGUUGGAGGGGUUGAGAGAACUCAAGAGAGGUGAAAACAGUGGACUGAAGUAUGUGUUCCGCAUUGAAGAGACAGGGCCAGUGCAGUACUCCGAGCCACCGCAACUUAGUGCAAGCACGCAUAGGCUACGCAACUUCCCCUUUCCAGCAUGA